AUGACACCACCAGCUACCAACGGUACUUCUCGUCGUGAGAAACCUCCACAAACAUUACCAGAUGACAAGGCUUAUGAUGACUUUAAAUCUAGCAGUUCAGUCCAUUAUAGUGCACAAGGCCACGGUGGUGGUUAUGCCGCUCUACGAGACCAUUUCUACAAUCAAGAUACCGCUUUUGGAGAUGAAAAACGUUCAACUUUGGGUCUUCGAGGUCUUUUACCUCCAACCCAUCAAAGCUUAGCAACACAAGUUCAGCGAACAUUGCAUCAAUUGCGUUCCAAAAAGACUGAUUUGGGCAAGUACAUCUUCCUCACUUCACUACGUCAAACCAACGUUCGUCUAUUCUAUGCAACAAUUAUGCAAAAUGCGGAAGAGUGUCUGCCUCUAAUCUAUACACCCGUUGUGGGAGAAGCUUGCCAAAAAUUUUCACGCAUUUAUCGUCGUCCUGAAGGUUUGACAAUCUCUCUCGAGGACAAGGGCAAAGUAGCAGAAGUGAUUGAUAACUGGCCAGUGCCAGCAGGUGCUCCUCGUAUUGCCGUUUUGACAGAUGGUAGUCGUAUUUUGGGUUUGGGUGAUCAAGGAUGGGAUGGUUUGGGAAUUUCGAUCGGUAAAUUGAGCUUGUAUGUGGCAGCAGCUGGUAUCCACCCUCGUGCAACGGUCCCAAUCUGUGUGGACUUGGGUACCGAUAACAAGGAAAAGCUUGAAGAUCCUCUCUACCUCGGUCUUCGCCGUGAACGUGCCGGUGAUGAUGAAUAUCAUCCAUUCAUGGAUGAAGUCAUGGAUGCUCUCAAUAAGAAGUAUCCCAACUUGAUCGUACAAUUCGAAGAUUUCAGCACAGAACGUGCAUUCCACUUCCUCGAACGCUAUCAAAAGACACACCGUGUAUUCAACGAUGAUAUUCAAGGUACCGGUGCUGUUGUCUUGGGUGGAUUUGUCAAUGCAGCUCGUUUGAGCAGUAAAGCUUCUGGACGCCCAUUGCACGAUCAACGCAUCUUGUUCUUCGGUGCCGGAAGUGCAGGUGUUGGUGUUGCAACCCAACUCAAGAGCUUCUUCACCCGUCAAGGCUUGAGCGAUGAUGAAGCUCGUGAACGUAUUUGGCUUUGCGAUUCGAAGGGUUUGGUAACCAAGGAUCGUGGAGACAAGCUGCCCGAGCACAAGAUUCACUUUGCCCGUGAAGACAAUGAAGGCAAGCAAUGCAAGUCGUUGAUUGAAGCUGUUGAUUAUAUCAAGCCAACUGCAAUUAUUGGUUUGAGCACCGUUCCAGACACGUUUACGGAAGAAGUCUUGGGCCGUAUGGCAGAGUUGAACAAACGCCCAAUCAUCUUCCCUCUCAGUAACCCUAGCCAUCUAUCCGAAUGUAACUUCGAGACCGCCAUCAAGGCAACAAAGGGUACUGCAAUCUUUGCAUCAGGAAGUCCUUUCCCUGAACUUGACUACGAAGGAAAGCACUACAUUCCUGGACAAGGCAAUAACCUUUACGUAUUCCCCGGUAUCGGUCUUGCAGGUGCAUUGAGUAAAUGCGGACAUAUCAGCGAUGAAAUGAUUACCGAAUCUGCUUUGGCUUUAGCAGACAGUGUGAAUGACGAAGAAAAGGCGGAAGGUCGAAUUUAUCCUUCGCUCAAGAGAAUGCGUGAUAUCUCAAGAGAUGUUUCCGUUCGAGUUAUUCAAAUGGCCAACAAGCAAGGCUUCACCCGUGAUAAUGGAUAUACAAAGGGCAUGGAUGAUGAAGAAUUGAAGCAUUGGGUCGAGGGUGAGAUGUGGCAACCAACUUACGAAUCUUUCGCUGCUUAG
Messenger RNA from Meira miltonrushii, 1791 nucleotides. RefSeq lists its product as uncharacterized. Bases 1 to 1791 code for a protein of 596 amino acids. Gene Ontology annotation, biological process: pyruvate metabolic process; malate metabolic process. Lineage: Eukaryota; Fungi; Basidiomycota; Exobasidiomycetes; Exobasidiales; Brachybasidiaceae. Gene Ontology annotation, cellular component: mitochondrion. Gene Ontology annotation, molecular function: NAD binding; malate dehydrogenase (decarboxylating) (NAD+) activity. The record is from RefSeq and is a predicted model, not a curated record. The transcript has 6 exons.